Doryrhamphus excisus (bluestripe pipefish) is the source of this 2547-nucleotide messenger RNA. Its product is annotated as 6-phosphofructo-2-kinase/fructose-2,6-bisphosphatase 1-like. Gene Ontology annotation, cellular component: cytosol; 6-phosphofructo-2-kinase/fructose-2,6-biphosphatase complex. NCBI's taxonomy places the organism in Eukaryota, Metazoa, Chordata, Actinopteri, Syngnathiformes, Syngnathidae. Gene Ontology annotation, molecular function: fructose-2,6-bisphosphate 2-phosphatase activity; ATP binding; 6-phosphofructo-2-kinase activity. Gene Ontology annotation, biological process: fructose 2,6-bisphosphate metabolic process; fructose metabolic process. The record is from RefSeq and is a predicted model, not a curated record.
GAUUCUUGCAUCUUUUUCAGCAGCCAAAGAGGUGCUUUGAAGACUCCGCCCCUUUAUGUGAGACUUUUAAACCAAGCAUGCUCACCUGGGAAGUUCUCUCUUCACACACACACACACACACACCGAACACGCGGCUAUGUCCCACCUUCAGAGCACCCUCACUCAAACCCGUCUGGAGAAGACGUGGGUACCGUGGAUGCAGAACAAGCUGAGUAAACGUCGAGGAUCAUCGGUUCCCCAGUUCACCAACUCCCCCACUAUGAUCGUCAUGGUGGGGCUGCCAGCCCGAGGUAAAACGUACAUCUCGAAAAAGCUCACCAGAUACCUCAACUGGAUUGGGGUCACCACCAAAGUGUUCAAUGUCGGUCAGUACCGCAGAGACGCCACGCAGUCUUACAACAAUUUCGAGUUCUUCAAACCCGACAACACGGAAGCCAUGAAGAUACGCAAGGCGUGUGCGAUGGCGGCGUUAAAAGACGUGUGCGACUAUUUCACCAGAGAGCAGGGUCAAGUGGUGGUUUUCGAUGCCACCAACACCACACCAGAACGCAGGGAACUCAUUCUCAGUUUUGCAAAGGAGAACGGCUACAAGGUCUUCUUUGUGGAAUCCAUCUGUGACGAUCCUGGGAUCAUUGCUGAGAAUAUUAAACAAGUGAAGCUUAGCAGUCCCGACUACAUCGACUGUGACAAAGACGAGGCCGUGGCCGACUUCUUGAAGAGGAUUGAAUGUUACAAGCUGACUUACGUAGCGCUGGAUGACGACAAGGACCGGAAGUUGUCCUACAUCAAGAUAUUCAACGUGGGCAGUAGAUAUCUGGUGAACCGGGUCCAGGAUCACAUCCAGAGCAGGAUCGUGUACUACCUCAUGAACAUCCACGUCACACCGCGCUCAAUCUAUCUGUGUCGCCAUGGCGAGAGCGAGCUCAAUCUGGUGGGUCGCAUCGGAGGAGAUUCGGGGCUUUCGGCUCGUGGCACCAAGUUUGCCAGCGCUUUGGGAACGUACAUGCGGGAGCAGUGCAUCAGCGACUUGAAGGUGUGGACCAGCCACAUGAAGAGAACCAUCCAGACCGCAGAAGCCCUGGGAGUCCAGUAUGAACAGUGGAAAGCUCUCAAUGAAAUCGAUGCUGGGGUCUGCGAGGAGAUGACCUAUGAGGAGAUCCAGGAGAAUUAUCCCGAAGAGUUUGCGCUGCGAGACCAGGACAAGUACCGCUAUCGCUACCCUAAAGGAGAGUCUUAUGAGGACCUGGUCCAGCGCUUGGAGCCGGUCAUCAUGGAGCUCGAGAGGCAAGAGAACGUCCUGGUUAUUUGUCACCAGGCGGUGAUGAGAUGUUUGCUGGCAUACUUCCUGGACAAAAGUGCAAAUGAGCUGCCCUACCUGAAGUGUCCCCUUCACACUGUUCUCAAACUCACACCAGUCGCAUACGGGUGUAAAGUGGAGUCGGUCUUCCUGAAAAUCGAGGCUGUGAACACACACCGUGACAUGCCAGUGAAUGUGGACGUGAACAGAGACCCAGAAGAGGCCCUGGAGACGGUCCCGGAGCACAUCUAGAUGGGAAAAAAAAAAAAACACACCCAAAAAUAUUCAGGUUGAUUUCCUCACUGACGGUUUGAGUGUUGUAUUGAACAACAUGGAGUAAGUAUACAAUCUACUGGAAUGACAAUUGUAGGUUUUUUCUUUAUAAACACUCAGUGAGGUAUAGUAUUUAUUUAAAGGGGACCUAUUAUGCUAAUUUUCCAUCCCUUUGAAUUGAGUUGUGGACUCCUAUAGAGCAGUUACACACAAUAACAAGCACAAAAAACCUUUUAGAUCUUCCAGAAUCUGCACCUAUUCCAGUUGUAUUUUCUUGGAUUUGUGCUUCCCGGCAAAACAGUCUGUUUUAAUUUAUUCCACCCACAAGUGCUUCCUAACUACAACAAAACUUUGAUAAGUGAUAAUCUUUUUCCAUAACACUUCAUGAUGAUUACUUGCUCCUGUUGUGUAAAAUACACCAUCCCGGGAUUACUCAGUUUUUCCAUCAGAGUUGAAUAAUAUGUCAAAUGCCGUCUUUUAUGUGAACACGCACUAAGCACAAGCAAAGAAGCGGACUUGACAAUGUGUGUUGACAACCACCAUCACACUACUGUAUCAGCUCAUGUAUGUUGGGCCAUUUUUGUAUUACAGUCUGUUUCAUAGACUGUAAUAAACGUGGGGGGGGGGGACACAAUCAACCGUCCUCUGAGACUCUGUGCCUGACACAAAUGUGUAUCUAUGCACUGUACAUCUUUGCACUGGUACGAUGUAGGACUUGACUUUCUGUGGUGCAAUAAUAAAAGCCUUUUGUUUGACCUUUGUCGAUAUUGUCCUCAGGAGAUCCUUAUUUUCUGCAUUUUAAGCUUAAAAGGUUCAAUGGAAUGAACAUGUCAGUGGAUCAAAUAUAUAUAUAUAAAAAAAUCACAAUCACAAUAUAUGAAAAUGAAGGCGAUAAUUUUGCCAGCUGUAAUAUGUUGUCAUGUGAAAGUGUCUGUUUUCAUCGUCUUCCGCCUCAUAAAGAUGUCUUUUUUUCUCCC